UCGCUCAGGCUCUGUACGUGUGAAAGAGGCUGUGUCUUUAAGAGAGCCGCAUUACAGGUGGGAUGACGCUGUCUAAAAGACUCAGUGUGGUGGGGACGAUGUGUUUCGUGGGUUAACAGCAGCACUCAUUUUUGCCCCUGUCUCUGAUGCUCAAGAAAAGGUGGUGUCUAUUAUUCACUGCCGAAGACGGCUCCGCGAUUCUUCUCUUGAGACUCAACGCUAAUGCUGUAUCCAUGUGCAAUGCUUUUGACAGCUUUACCCCAACUAAAUCUAAAGGUUGAUGACCCUAUUGAUAUGCUCCCCAAGUCAAGAAAAGCUCUUAGUAUCCAGGAAAUUGCAGCUCUGGCCAGAUCAUCAUUUAAUGGCAUCUCACAGGUGGUGAAGGAUCACGUGACCAAACCCACGGCCAUGGCUCAGGGUCGGGUGGCUCAUCUGAUUGAGUGGAAGGGCUGGUCUAAGCCCUUAGACCCUCCAUCUGCCACACUGCAGUCUCACUUUAACUCCUACUCCCAUCUCAGCGAGGGAGAGCAGGAGGCCCGGUUUGCAGCAGGUGUGGCUGAGCAGUUUGCCAUUGCAGAGGCGAAGCUCCGUGCCUGGACCUCUGUAGAUGAGGAGGAGAUGGACGAAGAGUCAUAUGAAGAGGACCCUCCUCUAUAUGACGAGCCAAUCACAACAACUCUGAGCUCAGACGCGGUAUUAUCCAAUCAAAGCUGCCCAGUGCCAAGUCAGGCUGAGACAGACGUCGCUGAACUCGCAUUCAGUCAGUCAGACACCGACCGGAGUGUGCAGGAACCCUUCUCCACACAGACAGACCAAGACGACCUGCUCAUCUCAGAAGAAGUGCCACCACAUGCCCAAGAACUCCAGCUUUCAGAAGGGGAGGGCGACAGGGCAAUGUGUGCGGUUUACAAACCAGACCGCAGGCCUUUGUGGAGCAAGGGAGACUCCUGCUACUACUCCACCUCCUACUCCGAGUCUGGCCUUUCACCCGAGGAAGAAGAAGAGGAUGGAAGAGAUGUGGAGGAAGGGGAGGACAACGUCUUUCAGGAAGUCAUCCGCUGGUACAGACACUGCCGAAGCAUCUCCGAUACCUCUGGAGCCGUGUCUUUUGAUGAGGAAGAGGAGGAGGAAGAGCAGGAAGAAGGUUCCAAGCAGUGACGCUGUGCUCUCGCUCGCCCUUUUGUCUCAGUCCCUUUGUAGUAACCCUUCUGUGAAGUGUUUGUCCAGUCUGUUAUGCAUUCAGACACGAUGGCUUGUUUUUCUUCUCCAUACUUUAAAAGGGAUAGUUUAUCUAAAAAAUUAAAAUUCAGUCACCAUUUACUCUCCCGCAUGUCCAUCGUAAUCUGUUUGACUUUUUUCUGUGAAACAUUAAAGAUUGAAAUGUUUUUUGGUUUUAUUUUUAAUGAUAAUAACCCUGGUUCAAACUGGUCUUUUCAAUACAAUUAAAGGGUUAGUUCACCCAAAAAUGUUAAUUAAUUGUCAUUAAUUACUCACCCUCAUGUCGUUCCAAACCUGUUAGACCUUCGUUCAUCUUCAGAACACAAAUUAAGAUAUUUUUGAUAAAAUCCGAUGGCUCAGUGAAGCCACUAUUGACAGCAAGAUAAUUAACACUUUCAAAUGCCCAGAAAGGUACUCAAGACAUAUUUAAAACAGUUCCUGUGACUACAGUGGUUCAACCUUAAAGUUAUGAAGCGACGAGAAUACUUUUUGUGUGCCAAAAAACAAAUAACGACUUUAUUCAACAAUAUCUAGUGAUGGGCGAUUUCAAAACACUGCUUCAUGAAGCUUCGAAGCUUUACAAAUCUUUUGUUUCGAAUCAGUGGUUCAGAGCUUAUAUCAAACUGCCAAAGUCAAGUGAUUUCUGUAAACGAGGCUUCGUUAUGACAUAAAUGUUUCGAAAUUUCAAUGGUUCACCACUGGGGGGCGUGAUUUUGGCAGUUUGAUACACGCUCCGAACCAAUGAUUUGAAACAAAAGAUUCGUAAAGCUUCGCAAAGUAUUCUCGUCGCUUCAUAACAUUGAGGUUGAACCACUGUAGUCACAUGAACUGUUUUAAACAUGUAUUUUAGUAUCUUUCUGGGCAUUUGAAAGUGUUAAUUAUCUUGCUGUCAAUGGAGGCCUUACUGAGCCAUCAGAUUUUAUCAAAAAUAUCUUAAUUUGUGUUCUGAAGAUGAACGAAGGUCUUGACAUGAGGAUGAGUAAUUAAUGACAGAAUUUUCAUUUUUGGGUGAGCUAACCCUUUGAAUGAUGACUAUGGCUGUUGAGCAAGAAUUUCAGCGAACAAUGACUUAAAUUUUAGUCUGUUUGCCACGUAAAGUUAUAGUAUGGCUUCAGAAGACUAAAAAUGUAACGUAUAAGUCAUUGGACCACUUAUGAUACUUUUAUGGUGCUUUUUAAAGGUCACCAUUUGCCUUCAUUGUAUAUAAAAGAGCAGCGUGAACAUUUAUCAAAACGUCUUCUUUUGUGUUCCACAGAGGAUAAAAAGGGCGAGUAACUGAGGACAGAAUUUCAAUUUUAGAGAUAACUACCCCUUUAAUCUCUUCCACUCUUUCCCUGCUUCCUCUUGAUCUACACGUUCUUCAUUUGAAAUGAGCGUUCAAGAAAUCUACAGUACUGUUUCCUCAUUCAAGCGGCGAGUAGGAUGAUAGUGACAUUAUGAUAACAGUUUCCAGUGAAACACGGACGUGAUGCUCAUUACUUGUGCUCUUGGUGUAUUCAGCAGCUUCCCCGUUUGUCGCAUAUCUGUGACGACGCAUCAAGAGACUGGAAUAUCUCUGUGAGGAACAUGGUUUCAAACGUUUUUCUGCUGUGACCAUUCAAAAGUGACAACGCUCAUAGUAAGAUGUCGUUAAUACUUCAGGACUGCAGGUUUCCUAAGGGACAGACAAAGCCCACUUCUUUAUUUUGUUUGGGUUUAGAUGUCACGCUGCAAGUGCUCGUGUGUCUCGGCUUAUUGCUCCAGAAGGGUUGAGGUGCAGGAAGGUUUCUGCGUUGUAACUAUGAAUAGAAUGUGCCUGUUUAUUAUGAUCACUGUGUGAUGUAUAUUACCAAACUAUGGAAGGCCAUUUCUGCCACAAAAAAAAAAAAAAAAAAAAAAAAAAAAAACUUGCUUUGGUAAAUCAUGACAUUAGAAGUUGAAAUUAUGACUUUAUGACAGACUAAGUUAUAUUUAUGAUUUAAAUUAUGACAUUGACAUGUAAGAUAAGUCAACCCGAUCUCGCAGCAAUUCGUAGGUAUUUUACGAGGUGGCUAAUUCGUAUGAAUUCAUACAUUUCUUGAUAAAUCGUACGUAUUUUACGAAUUCAUACGAAUGACCUACCCCAAACCCCGCCCCUAAACCUACACGUCACUGGGGUUUAGACAAAUCAUAUGAAUUAGACACCUCGUAAAAUACGUACGAAUUGGUCGUGAGAUAGCAUUAUGACAUAAGUCAUUUAUGAAAUGAAGUUGAAAUAAAAAGUCAUGAUAUGUCAAAAUUGACAUCUUAAGUCAUAAGAUGAAAAGUCAAAAUUAUGACAGUCAUACUUAUGAGAUAGUGUCAUACGGAGCACAUGAUAUGCAAGAAAAUUUGUUUUAUCGUGCGCACGAUUUACUAUUUCGUUCCCUCGAUUUAUAAAUCGUGCGCACGAUUUAGCCUACUAUUUUUUAACUGCAUGUCAUGUCCGGGGCUCCGUAAUAAUUAUGACGUAAAACGUCACUUAUGAGAUGAAAUUUGAAAUUAUGACAUACCAAGUCAAAAUUGAUAUGUCUAAAUUAUUCAAUAAAAAUACAUAAUUAUGACAACAACAAAAAAAUCAUAUGAGAUAAAACAUUCAAAUUAUUAAAAAAGGUAAAUUAUGACAUCAAAAUUGACAUACUAAGUUGAAAUUGAUACAUUAUCAGAAUCAUGACAUCAUUUAUGAGAUGAAAGAUCUAAAUUAUGACUAUCAAUUUUUUGUCAUAUUUUUAACUAUUUGAAUUUUUGUCACGCAUUCUUAUAGUGUUGACUUGUCAUAAUUUCGACUUCAUAAUUUUUCAUCUUUUUUUCAUAAUUUUGAUCUCAUAACAUUGCCUUAGUAUCUCAUAAUUUCAAUUUUUUUGUAACAAUUGAUUUGCCAAAGCAUUUUUUUCCUUAUGUGGCGGAAAUGGGCUUCCAUACCAAACUGAGUGAGAAUCCUUUAUCAUGUUUCUUACUUUCCUUUCUGCCAUAUUUUCCCUCCCUAUCUGCACUUCAUUAGGUGUUUGAUUUGUGAUUGGCUGCUAAAUGAACAGGUUUUUUCAAGAUACUAGUUUAACCUUGACAUGCAGCUACAGUAAAACAGUAGACAGAAAGAAUAUGAUGCCUUUCCGAACUGCAUUCAUUCAUUGCAGAAGCAUGGGGAAGGGCAGUGUAAAUUCAUAACCAACAAUGUUUUGUCAUUUUUAUCCCCAGUAUGGACCGGUAAUGUCAUGAUGUUCAUUGAUGUGAAUGUGUGAAUCCCUGCAAAAAGUUUUUUUUUUUUUUUAUUGUUUGUACAGAAAAUGUCUGAGGUCAAAUGUGAGAAUUAUGAUUGCAUUAAAGUUAUGUGUAUAUUCA
Molecule: messenger RNA, 4554 nt
Organism: Ctenopharyngodon idella (grass carp)
Lineage: Eukaryota; Metazoa; Chordata; Actinopteri; Cypriniformes; Xenocyprididae
Gene: fam131aa
Product: family with sequence similarity 131 member Aa
Exons: 5
Coding region: 223-1158 (311 amino acids)
Source: RefSeq, a predicted model, not a curated record